Messenger RNA from Dendroctonus ponderosae (mountain pine beetle), 6086 nucleotides. RefSeq names its product S phase cyclin A-associated protein in the endoplasmic reticulum (gene ssp3). The record is from RefSeq and is a predicted model, not a curated record. NCBI's taxonomy places the organism in Eukaryota, Metazoa, Arthropoda, Insecta, Coleoptera, Curculionidae. Bases 6 to 5537 code for a protein of 1843 amino acids. The transcript is spliced from 30 exons.
AACAUAUGUCUUUGUUUAUCAAUUGUCAAAAUAUAAGUCAGAUAAAAUCGUUUUCAAAUAGAGUUAAUCCAAAAAAAAACAUUAAAUCUAAUGAAGGCAUAAUUGUUGGAAAAGACAGUUUACGAAAAAUGGAACAAGUGCGCCUUUUGGUCCAAGAACAAGGUCGAGAGGCUAGAAAUCUGCUUGCUUUUAAUAUAUCCGCUGGUAACGACUUUCCUGGAAAAAUCGCGAAAAAACCUCCGAGUUCUCCAAGAGUGCCUGAAAUCCUCCCAUCCAGCAAGUCAACAGUAAUGCGGGGCCGAUCGGGGGCACGGUUGCGUUCAGCAUCUACAGGCAGAGACAAAAACUCUGAACUAAUUGCCAGGUAUUGGGCUUUAUUGUUCGGUAACUUACAGAGAUCCAUUGCUGAAAUUUAUAAUACAGUGGAAACGCAUGAAAGUCUUACUGAAUGCCAAGAAGUCGUUUUAGUUUUGGAAAACUACCUGAGAGAUUUCUCCGCUUUGGCUGACUGGUUUAAGUUGAAAUGGAACUAUGAAAAUACACCAGUUCCGCAGAGGCCCACCUCACUAGCUUGGGGUAUUUCGAAAACCAAUUUGUCUAAGCCUAGUAGGUCAGGCAAAUCCAGUCCCAGUUUGGGUAGUGGACGAAAUAGCCCCAAUCCUCUACUCUCUGGGAAGAUUAGUCCUCGUAGUUUACCAGCAAAUAAGUGCAAAAGUUGCACAUGCACGUCUUGUCCGUCCAGUCCAUUGCCUUCUAUUGAUAAAACAAUUCCUGAAGGGAAAUCGGUUGAUAUCCUUGGCAAGGCCGCGGAAGAUACUCAGAAAGGUGAAGAAAUUUCCCGGAAAAUUGGUAAAGGGGAGCAAAAACCGAUCAGCAAGGUUCAGGAAGAAGUUCUGAAAACGCCGUCUAAAACACAGCCUAAGGUUGAUACUAAUCUAAAAAAGAAAGCUGAUCUGAAACUUGAAGGAAAAGGGAAAACAGGACCUGCAGCUAAUCGCAGCUCAUCUAAAGGCGAUUCAAAAAAUAUCGGCAAAAAGGAUAAACCUGUAAUUUCUAAGAGCAAAUCCUCCGACAGUGGCCCCAAGGCAAAGCAUACAUUAAAGAAAAGUGAGGAAGAGUUAAAAACGGUUAAAGACGAAAACUCUUUAUCAGAAGCAGGUGCUGAGGAAAGUGUAAAACCUUCAACCGCAGAUGGUAAGCCUUCAGUUGCUCCUCACCUAAAGCAAAAGCCGGAGUGCAAGAAACGCUCUGACAUUAAGACAGUGAAGAAAAAUGAAGAUUUGCAAACGGUUAAAGACGAAAAAAGUCUCUUGGGCGCAAAUGGGGAGCCAAAUGCUUCCAAACCUUCAACCGAAGAUAGUAAUCCUUCGAGUAUUACUAUACUGAAGCGAAGGUCUGUAGAUGGCAAGAAACAAUCCGAUGUUAAAAAAGCGGUAUCUGAAGAAUCUCAAUCUGUUCCUCUAAUCUCCAAAAGCGUCAAUGUUCUUGAAACCUCUACUGAAAAAACUAUAUCAACAUCUGACAAAAAGAAGGAGCUUGAGCCCCUGGACUUGACGGAAAACGUUGCCAAUUUCUUCUCCAAUUGCACCAUCAAAAAUGUAGAUUCUCCUAGUGAAGAUCAGCGAACUUACGAUAUUUUCAGAAAGGUGGGAGUCGAAAGUGCUGAAAAAGGCACUAGCACUGAUGACAUCCCUAGAUUGCGUUUAAAACGGCCUAAUGUCAUCAAAAUCAAUCAAGAAUGCCAAACCGAUGGUGACACGUUCGAGUUUGAAAGGAAAUUUCCGCCAGGUCCGGGAGUCAAAGCUGCAAAAGUUGAUUCUAACAACUCCAGACUUCACUCUUUAAACAAAUCGAAUACAACAAGUGAGAGCAAACAUUCGCCGGUUAAGCCAGCUGUUACUACUAGGCCUGCGUAUGCUACCGCUCUUACUAAAAGUGCCUCAGCUAAAAUCGUGCCUCCUAGAACUAAGUAUGAGCCCAAAAGUGGCGCAGCUGCAGCGGGAAGAAGCCAAGCAAACAUUGGAACAAGAGGGAAAGGCAGUUUAACUAGAAGUCAAACUGUAAAUGAUAUGAAACGUUUCAAACCUGGAAACAGCGAGAAACGGGCUCCUACUAACCAAACCAUCACGCAAAAAUCGUCACUUGAGAAUUCAACACCAAUCAGACCUUUUGCUUUAAUGCAGAAAAGCAAAACUACACUGACAAAAGAGCAUUUAAGUAAAAGUUUGUCACUGGACGAGCAUGGCAGCUCGGCUGAGACUUUGGUGCCCCAUGAUAAAUCGAGGGAGAAUUUGAACGAUAUCACAAAUUCAAGCAAUAGCAUUGAUAGUUCAGUAGGCACUGGAAAUAUUGAAACCUCGGUGAGCGAUUAUUUGGACGGCUGGUUGACGGUGAAAGGUCGCAGAUUUAAAAAUGGGAAUCACAGAUCUCGAAGGUCAGAUACGGGUCUUUCUUGGACAACCAGAUUCCACCAGGUUAGUGCAACAGCCAGCUUACCAGCGCUAGCUCUUCUGGAAACUUCAGAAGUAUCUAAGGGUCAGAAAACGAUUGAUAAAAGCGUAAAAGAGAAUUUGAACAGUUUGAAAAGUUUUAAAAGCUCGGUCGAAUGGGAAAGUGUUGAUUCUUCCCCGUCGAAGCGCUCGGAUUCUAACACCGGCAAGAGUUCCAUGCAGGGGAAGAACGAGGCGAACUUAAAUAUUAAGAAAAACGUAGAAAGGGACGAAAUUGAGCUGAGAACUAAUAAGUGUUCUGCACAGGAAGCAGACGCCGAUUCUGAGACCGAUGAUGAGCAAUCGAAAUUGAAAGAAAUACAAGACGAAUUGGCCACCGAGGAGGAACACAGGAAGAAAACUAAAGAACUCAAUGAAGAAGAGGACCGACUGCACAAGGAAAUCGAAAAGUUAAAAUAUUUGGAUAUCGAAGUUGAUACCGAAACUGAUGGUACCGAAACGGACGGUGACGAAUUACAGGGCGAUGCCGAUGAAGAUAGCCCUAUUAACAUGCUUAGUGACGAUCACAUCUCGUUGGAGGCGAGAUACGAACCAAUGUUAGCAGAAAUGUCUUGGAGUGAAAGAGUGGACACUCUUGCGGCUUUAGAAGCUAUCAAUGCCCGACACCCGGGAAGAGCUCUAGAGCUACAUCAAAAACUUUCCAACCCGCAAAGAAAAAUUAGCUUAGCAGAAGCGGUGAGAAGAUAUCAAGUAAAACAAGCCAAGGCUCAGAAGCGACGUGAAAAUUUGCAGCUGGAAAGAGCGCAGAAAUUACAAGCCUUAUCGGCCAGAGUUGACGAUGUUAAAGCGGCUAAAAUAAUGCUGAUUGAGGAGAAGAGAACACGAAUGGAAUUAAGAUUGCAGAAAGCUGCUCAAAAUCGAAAACGCCAUAUUAGAGGGAUUGUAAAGAAAGCUCACGACGAAGAGGAAAAACUGAAGGAAAUCGCUUUUAUCAACGAAUUGGAGGCCCAAAAUAAAAGACAUGACUUUUUGCAAUCAUGCAAAGAACGCCGAGGUCGGAUUCAGGGCAUUCAGGAAGACCGCCGAAAGAGGCAGGAGGAAAAAGCGGCUAAAGAAGCCGCAGUGGAAGAGCGACGCAAAGCUUUGGAGCGUGAGCGGCUUGAAAGACUAGAUCGGUUGCAAGAUGAAAGGCGGCAACGGGAUGAAAGAAUUGGCCAGCAGCAACAACAACGUGAACGGGAGAGGCAAGAACUAGCUAGGGAAAAGGCACGCGACAGAGAGGAACGUUUGUCUGCGCUACAUGAGAAGCAAUUAGCGUCCACGCAAGAGCUGCAGAAGCGCAUCGAACAGAAGCAGGAAGACUCGAAGCGUCGCCACGAAGAGAAUAUUGAGCAAAUCAGGCAAAAGGCGCUGGAAUUGAGUAUUUUGCGUUGUCAUCAGGACGAUGAUCAGGCACCUAAUAUGGUACCGUAUCCUCAGGCCAAGUUGUGUACAGUGUGCAAUGUGCUCAUCAAAUCAGAAGUUUAUUUAAUGAGUCACCUGCGGGGGCGGCUCCACCAGGAAGCAGUAAAACAAGCAAAUCCAGGAUUAUCUUCGAGUGAGCUGGAACAGUACAACUUGAAGCAAAUUGUUGACGCCCCUGAUGGAAAAGAAGAUCCUCGUGUUUUAGCGGCCAAAGAAAGAGGAAAAUCGUACAGGCGGCGGUGUAAGAAGAUUAGGCAAAGAAUGACAAUGAAAGGCAUCGAAUGCGAGAUAUCUCAAUCGACGGUGGUGGUUGAGAGCGUCAAUAAGCGAACCUUAAACAGAAAUAUAAAUAUUAUCGGCAGUAUUAUAAAUCAAGCCAAUCAAGGAUUGUCCAAUGCCAGCCUGAGUCAGCUGGACAGAACAUUAAACGAAUUGUCUAGAAUGAUGUCCAAACAGAACCGAAAUGACGUUCUGCUGUUCCAAACCGUUGGCAGUUUUACGGUCUUAGGAAAGUUGCUUAGUUUGGGUUUAGAAGAACACCAAGUGAUUCCCUCUAAAACCCUGAUAAUUUGUUGCCACCUAUGGACUCUUGCCUGCAGCGGAGUAGAAGCAUCCGCCAAUUGUAAAUACGUGAUAAUGACCAGCAAACUAAUGCCCCUSAUUGAUUUGCUGAAUAAACGCCUUCAAACAUUAGACGAUUUCGAAGAAAACCUACCAUCGGAUGAUCUAAGUUUGAGCCUCAUGAACUGUUUAGCCACGGUGCUGAAAAACUUGGACUGUCCAAUUCCACCCUGCCGAAUCCACGACAUUAUAAGUUAUUGCGUGUGUUUGGGAGUAGUUGAAAAUCUAGCCCGAUGCUGUUUGGCUGUGAGGCGACCUGUUCAUGAUGUUUCAUCGGCCUUUGGCUUUUUGUUAGCUGCGUUGAGCUUCUUAACAGCUUUGGUUCAAUUCUGCCCGCCCGACAGCGAUCCCACUCAUCUGAUGUCCAUUCUACAUGACACUGAGUUGCUGGGGUGUGUCUCAAUGUUGUAUGGCUCGUUGUUGCCGGGUUCAACGCCUAGAGUAGCAGGCCAGUCUCCUCCCGAUCUUCCGCUUCCGUGUGUUCAUCUGGCUAUCAGCACGUAUGAGCUGCUGAAGAGAGUUGCUGAAGCUGAUUUGACGAAAUUCCAGGAAGUGUUGGGUGCUGAAGGAAUUUCCCUACAGUUUCGGCACAUCAGCAGUCACUUGAUAUGGUGUUGCACCUCACUUUCCGAGUCCAAAGCAACAGUAAAAGAGAGUGAAGUGAAAGCUAAGGUCUAUUCGAAUCUUUUGAAUGAAGUCAUCAUGGUGACCGGAUUCUUCGCUCUUAGAAACACCGAAAAUCAGAUGUUACUGGUUAGCGGACAAGCCCCCUCUGUCUUGCAGCAGCUCUGCUCUUUGCCAUUCCCGUACUUUUCAGUUGAGAAAUUAUCCAAUAUUUUGUAUCCAACUUUGUUGGCGUGUUGUGAGGCCAAUGAACAUACCACUAGGAUUCUGAAGCAGGAAUUGUCUUAUAAUAUACUGGAAAACUUCAGAGACUCCGCAGCUGGCAGAGCGAACAAACUCAUUCAGCUGCUGAAUUCCAAAAAUACGAAAUCAACUUAGAUAUAUGUGAUAAACACGCGCGUUUUGUAUUUGCUGUUUUCAAUGUUGCAGUAUUUUUGUACAUUGAGGGAACUAUAAAAAUAUAAUGUGAUCUGGAAUCAAUAUAUGAACAUACAUACAUAUUGCUGCUUAUACCAGAGAUCUGGAUAACACUGAUAUUUUUCUAUACUAUGGAAUUUAUAGUUCGAGAUUAUUUAGGUGCCUCACAGGGUUUAGUGGAGUAGGAGAAAUGAACAAUGUACUACAUUUUCCAUAUAAAAUAAAAUGGUACACAUAUUCUCAAAGGGAAAAAUGAGACAAUUACAUUUUAAGGAUAAUUGCUAUUCUCUUUACCUUGAGUCACUGUUUAAAUGUUUGAAGAACGUGUUGAUCAAAACUAAGUUAAGUAAAUCUGAAGAUUGAAAAAGUCUAGAUUUUAAAAACCUCUUGUUUUGCAUAAUUAACUCGAACUCGGACAUUUGUUUAAAAAGCAAAUUGACUGUUGUAUUUUAACAUAUACAAUUUUAGUUUAUUGUAUUUAUGCGAUAUUAAAGAACUAUUGAAUAAUUG